This is a messenger RNA of Chenopodium quinoa (quinoa), 687 nucleotides long. RefSeq names its product dolichol-phosphate mannose synthase subunit 2-like. Gene Ontology annotation, cellular component: endoplasmic reticulum membrane; dolichol-phosphate-mannose synthase complex. Gene Ontology annotation, molecular function: enzyme regulator activity. The transcript is spliced from 3 exons. Lineage: Eukaryota; Viridiplantae; Streptophyta; Magnoliopsida; Caryophyllales; Amaranthaceae. Gene Ontology annotation, biological process: GPI anchor biosynthetic process. The record is from RefSeq and is a predicted model, not a curated record. The coding region runs from base 217 to 459 and encodes 80 amino acids.
AUGAUGGUCUUAAUGCGAAUGUAAUCUUAAUUCUAAUUUAAGUGGGUUAACUCCACCGUCACAAUUUUUUAUCCAUCCAACAAAUAAAUCUACAAAAGAUCUUAACGGCGUGUAGUCGACGGCCGGCGACUUCCUAGCGCGUUCAUCUCCGACGGAUCACAGUUUUACCCUUAAUUAAUAUAGAACAUAGUUGCUACGACUGAGGAGCGUACACUGAUGGAGCUUGCAGACAGGGCUGUUGGUUUUCUGUUGUGUUGUAUCAGCUUAUCAAUAUUCACGUACUAUACUUUAUGGGUUAUCAUCCUGCCAUUUGUUGACAGCGACCACUUCAUCCACCAGUAUUUCUUACCUCAGGAGUAUGCGAUCAUCAUCCCUGUUCUUGCUGGUGUUACACUUCUUUGUUUUCUCAGCGUCUUCAUUGGAUCUGUAAUGUUGAAAUCCAAAAAGAAGAAGGCUUAAUCUCAUUUGUCUUCAUUUUUUUUUCCCUUUUGCUUUCAAAUUUUUCAUGAAGGUUGUUUAUAAUCCUCCUGUAAGAUUGUUAGUACAGCCUUUAUGAUACCAAUUUCAGUAGUGUAUGUAUACGGGAACAACCGUUGGUAUCUAUUAGCAGUGUUAUUGUUCAGAAAUUUCUUUUACCUUUUGUCAUUAUCAAAUUUACUUGUUGAAUACAUGGGCUUCAAGCUUUCA